AGUUUGCCGAAACGGGCACCGGAAUCGUAGUCAGGACUGAAAAAAAUAAUGUGUCAAUUUUUGAGUGUUCAUUUCAGUGACAUUUCAAAUCGAUCUUAUUUUUGUAUCUGACUGGCAUUAACUAUCUACUGGUACUAACCGAAGUAGGCAUAUAAAAACACCUAUUAAGGAAUGGAUUUCGAUAGCCCAGAUGUUAUGAAGAGUUUUCCAGGUUUAUAUGCUUCAGAAUUAAACAAAAAAGGCACCAAUGAUAGCGACUAUAGUGAUGAAGCUGAGAAAGGAAUGAAAAAAGAGACUUCAAUAGGUAAACGAAAGGACAAAAAAGACAAGAAGGAAAAAGAACAUGGUUAUGCAGCUCUGGAGGGGGAGAGUUCAGAUGAAGCUAGUAAAUCAAGGCAUGUAAAGAUGACUCCUAACCAUCACACUUAUUUGGAACAACUUAUCCGGGCGCUUUACGAGAAACUUCCUGAGAAAGAACUUAUAACUAUGGCCGAUGGAAUGAUGAAAGGAAUUGCAAAUACAGACGUUUGUUCUAUUAAAACUGGUCAAAAAGAAAAUCGCUUAGAAAAUAAAAUUGAGCAACUUAUUCAAAAACUUGAUGAAUCUGUUACCAGAAGACGCAGCCCAGUUUUUGAUGGAGAACAGUCUAGAAAGGAAAUUAUAGACAAAAGAAAGGAUAAGGAUAAAAAAGCUGAUAAGAAAUGUGAAAAAGAUAAGGGAAGGAAAACUAAGCAUUCAAUCGAAGAAGCAAUUGAUAUUUCUGAAGCUUUGCCUAUAUUUGGAGUGAGUUUAGAUAUAUCGGUAGAAAGAAGUCGAUGCCAUGAUGGAUUAGAUUUACCGCUGCCAAUUAGAGAUUGCAUUGACUACGUGGAGGCAGUGGGUAUGUCAUUUGAAGGUGUGUAUAAAGUAAGUGGUACAAAGGCUAAGGUUUCGCAAUUAAGGAAAAUGUACAACCAUAGGCAAAAUGUCAGAUUAAAUGAUUAUGACGUACCUACAGCUACUAGUCUACUUAAAAUGUUUUUGAGAGAUCUACCUGAACCAAUCUUCACCAAUGACUUAUUGAUUCGCUUUGAAGAAGCCGGUGCCAUUUUGAAUUUCAAUACAAGGGAAAAACACCUAAGAAUAUUAAUUGAUCACCUACCUCCCUUGAACAAGUUACUUUUGUCUUGGUUAAUUGUACAUUUGAAUAAUAUUUCUUUAAAAGAAAAACAAAAUAAAAUGAACAAACAGAAUAUUUCUGCAGCAUUAAACCACACGUUUCAUGUAUCGUCAAGGUUAUUACAGGCACUUCUGCACCACUGUCAAGCUUUAUUUCCGAAUGUCAUCAUUAUAAAAUAUAUUCCACCCCUUAGUUCAGGAAUGCAGCUUCCCGAUAAGCCCAGUCUGUUAGAACGUGAACUUGAGAAACAAGAAUCCUUGUUAUAUCAAAUCCAUAAAGAAAUGAAUGUUGGUUGCAUUCCAAAGGAUAGGGAAGAAAAGUUGUGGGAAGUGCAAAGAAUAAUAACUCAGUUGAAGAGGAAACUAAAAAUAGUACAAAAGAAUAAAGAGGUACCGGAAAACACUGAGAAGACUAAUUUUAAAGGGAAAAAAAACAAAGAUUAUGUCGAAUGCCUAGACAAUUCAGAACCUAACUGCAGCGACAGUGCUGAAGUUCCUUUUAUUUUCGAUAAUUUAUCUGCGCAACCUCAACCAUGUAUAAAAAGUGCCAAACCUGAAGUGAGUCACUCAGAACCUUCCAAGGAUUAUACAAAAAAGCAAAUGGAAAGUUCUGAGGAGAUGAUUUUGGAAAAAAAUGAUUUCUUAUUUGAUGAUGAUAUAGUAUUACUCACCUACAAGAGAAAUGGAUUGCUUCAUUUGAAAGAACAGUUGUCGAGAGAUAUACAGAAUGAAAAAAAAGAAAUUGAUAAUCUGAAGACAAUUAUUGAGUCAACUAAUCAUGUUUCAAAACAAACUGUUCCAAAAAAAGAAUGUUUAAAUGAAGUAAUGGAUCUUCUCCUGAAAGAAAACCAAAUUUUAGAAAUAAAAAAAAUUAAUUUAGUUAGACAAAUCAUUGAGCAAAAGGAGAUAUGUAUAGAAUUGAGUGCUCAAUUGAGAUUAGCUACAAAUGACAAUAUUCCUUCUCAUAUUUGAAAAUUAUUAUCAUUUUUUAUUUUUCUGCUUUUGACGAUACAAAAAUCUGAUUCCAUUCUAGUACAUAUAAAAGCUGAAAAAAUGUUUUAAAUAAAAGUUGAUAGUUGUUCUUAUGGUCCAUAUUUCAGUUACUAGUUGACUUGUUUAUUGAAAUUUCGUAAUUUUUUUUUAAAUAAUGAAAUAAUGUCUGAGUUUGUUUGUACGGGUUAUAUAUAAUACCUGUUGACUUUAUUUCAAUUACUCACAGGGUAUGAUUUUUGCAAUGUUAUAAAGCAGUCCCGCCCUUCAUUAGCAUUGAGAACUUCUGUAUUUCCUUGUGUCACUGUGUUGAAAUAAUUCAUGAAAUUUUCGUUUAUUUCUAGUUAACUUGAGUAUUUCUACCAUGACAUUACUAUACAAUUUUAUGUUAGAUGUUAUAGAUUUCUUAUUCAAUAAUUAGCGUCUGAAUAUUCACUUAAAUUUCUAGUCCAUGAUGUAUGUUCAUUUAUGUCGUGACAUGUGUCGGUUUUAGUACAUUCUAAUUCUGCUUUACAGAUUAUCAUUGUAAGAAUUGUGAUAUUUUAAAAAAGAAUAAACUUUCUAUUGAUAUAUAA
Messenger RNA from Leptinotarsa decemlineata (Colorado potato beetle), 2723 nucleotides. Its product is annotated as ralA-binding protein 1-like. Lineage: Eukaryota; Metazoa; Arthropoda; Insecta; Coleoptera; Chrysomelidae. The record is from RefSeq and is a predicted model, not a curated record.